GGAAGGGAACCCGCAGCCGUGCUUGCGACUCGGCGACCAAUUUCUUUGUGCUUACGGCAAGCCUGCCACCCGGGGUUCAGUCUAGUUGGUGACGAGCCGCAUACAAAUCCUGACACUGAAGCUGAUAGUACAGGGGCAAAAAAUAUUAGUAAGACGUUCUAGAAGUCUGUAAGAAAUGCAGUGACGGGUUGUCGACAUUUAGUAUUAGCUGGAAGUAGAUUUUUAGUUGUGAUUAUUUAUUUAGAAUAUGAACCUUGCAAUAUCACUUGACAGAGUGGGGUUAAAAGAUGCUACUUUAACGGUGUAAAGUGUUCAUUUCAGAUCAGAUUCUCCUGUCUGAUAGAGUGAUGUUAACACCUUGUCAACCUGAUUAGACAGUUAAGUUCGGCACUUAUUUAUAUGGAGAUGCGUGACGUAAUAACCACGUGACUUCACUAUCUCUUAGGUUGAGGCCUUAGUGUUGGCAGAACGACGUGCCGAGUAUGAUGAACGGAUCCCUCUAUGAGGAUAGCCCGAGCAGUCGGCCAACUUUGGAAGCGGUGCCGUCAAGCCAGUCUGUUCCUCUCCACAUUCCCGCCAAGAGAAUUGCAAACGGUUUACCAGUAUAUCCAGAAUAUAAUGUGGAGAACACGACUUCCGUAAUCCGACACGGACCUAGUGGUCAACCGUGGGCCUAUACCACAGAAAGUCAUACUGUUUUCGACCCCCACCCUCAGUACAAUCAGACUUUGUGUAACGCCCCAACCUACUACUAUAAUGAACACCCAGUCAGGACGGUGGGCCCGGCAGAUAGAAAGCCAGCUAUUAAGUUCUGGACGAACACUUACGACCGAACGUCCCCGGGAUCCAGCGGCGUGGCUUCUAUGGACUCGUAUCAGAGUUUUGCUCCUCAGACUUGGUGUGGCUAUACUCCAUACCAUACUCGAAUGCCCGGCCAUAUGGAGCCCCAUACACCCCAACACGUGCCAUAUCUUGCUGCUGAUGACCGAGGACGGGACAAUUUCCCUUACCCUGACACCUAUGGAUUUCGAAACUUCGGCGGAGUGGAAACGCGCGGCCCAACGCAUUACUUCCCUGAAGUUUCAUUCAAUGGAGAAUCUUUUACUGGAAAUCCUUUGGACUGUUCGGGAACUAUUACAGUUAGAAAGAAAAGAAAACCGUAUUCAAAAUUUCAGACACUUGAAUUGGAAAAAGAAUUUUUGUUUAAUGCUUAUGUAUCAAAACAAAAACGAUGGGAACUGGCUCGUAACCUGAAUCUGACGGAACGGCAGGUCAAAAUUUGGUUCCAGAACAGAAGGAUGAAGAACAAAAAGAAUGGGCAAAGGAGUGGAGACAACCAGAACCAGAACACCCAAGUGAACGCUAAUACAGAGGUUGUUCCAAACAUAGCCAAAUAAAAGUUCGAAUAUUUCAAAAUUAACGUCAGAUUCGUGUCGUCAGACCUAAAACUAAGCGAAAAAAUUUGAAAAAAAAAUUCAAAUUAGUUUGAAUAACGUGUGGUAAGAAGAUGCGUUGAGUUGAAAAUCUGGGAACACGAAACCCACAGAUUAUAACCUCUCUACUUAUGUUUUCCAGCGAAUUUUCAACUAUAGCUAAACCUCCCGCUUUCGUUUUCUUGUGGUCUGAAAUAUAUGAGUUUCAAAAGAAGAUUUUGAGGUUGAGAUUUUGUUCAAAAUACCAGAAAAUUAGCUGCAAAUUUCCAAACGAUAGAAAACGAAUUUUACUUAGAGAAGUAUUUAAAAACAACUACAAGAGUUUGAAAGAUGUUGACAGACGGUCUGGGUUGUAUAAUCUACCUCAUGAGCCAAGAUUACAAAUCGCUAUUUUUUUUGUUUGAAGAUAUUCAAUAUGUAUAUUUAGAUCUUUUUAAGUUAUGUGUUUCAGUAUUUGAAAUCUAAUGAGAAACAGUGUUUAUAUGAUUUUAUCACAACUUUAAACGUUAUUGAAUAAAAAAAAUGGAGGUUCGAGAUAAUAUUUGUCUUUCAGUUAGAUGAAGAGUUGGGAGCUUUGUGAAUGAGGAAUUGUGUAAGAUGUUUUAGUGCUAAGCAAAAAAGAACACCUUCAUUUGUCCUUCGUUGUAUUCUUUAUUGAAGUUUUUAUUUUCAGACGCAGUGACCUGUCCUAGUCACGGGAAGAGGUAGUGAACAACCCUGGAUUCUGUCACUUUGUGUGUUGUUGUUUAUUAUUAAGCACAAAGGGCUAUUUAUACUCUGCCCACCACUGGUAUCGAAACCCGGUUUCUAGCGGUAUAAGUCAGCAGACAUACCGCUGUACCACUGAGGGGCCACUUUGUGUGCACUAUGUGUGUGUGUGUGUGUGUGUGUGUGGUCCAUGAAGGACAUUACAAUCUCGCUACACACGAGUAAGAAAGACAUGUGGAUAGAGCACGUGACCAGAUGUCACUAGUUUGUUCCUCAUGACAUUAACACCAGGGUACGCUGUGGUAGUGGCCAUUAAUGUGUUAAUACCACAUUUUACGUAAUAAACGAUUGUCUUUCUGUUGCUUCUUUACAUUCAUUGAACUUGUAUUUUCACCUUGUUGUCUUGUUUUCAAGUGUGUUGUAACAGCAUAAAAGUAGAGCACGUGCAAUUUUAUAAUUUCACCUUCAAAUUUGGAGUUUGUUUUUGAGUGAUACAUUGAGUACAGACUCGAGCUAUACAGAGUAACUGUCGCUUCAUCUGUACUGUGAAAGGAAUUUAAUAAACGUUGUUCAAUGUAUUAUUUUUCAAGUUAUAUUUAUUUAACUAAGUUACAA
Molecule: messenger RNA, 2756 nt
Organism: Limulus polyphemus (Atlantic horseshoe crab)
Lineage: Eukaryota; Metazoa; Arthropoda; Merostomata; Xiphosura; Limulidae
Product: homeobox protein abdominal-B-like
Exons: 2
Coding region: 483-1397 (304 amino acids)
Biological process (GO): regulation of transcription by RNA polymerase II
Cellular component (GO): nucleus
Molecular function (GO): DNA-binding transcription factor activity, RNA polymerase II-specific; RNA polymerase II cis-regulatory region sequence-specific DNA binding
Source: RefSeq, a predicted model, not a curated record